Molecule: messenger RNA, 849 nt
Organism: Purpureocillium lilacinum
Lineage: Eukaryota; Fungi; Ascomycota; Sordariomycetes; Hypocreales; Ophiocordycipitaceae
Biological process (GO): sterol biosynthetic process
Cellular component (GO): endoplasmic reticulum
Molecular function (GO): sterol 24-C-methyltransferase activity
Source: RefSeq, a predicted model, not a curated record
AUGUCAGCAACAAACGGCGCACCCAAGGCCGAGGCCGCGACUUACACGCACGGCCACCACGCCUCGGUGCUGCGGUCGCACACCUGGCGCACCGCCACCAACUCGGCCGCCUUCCUGUUGCCACACCUGAAGCCGUCGAUGCGCGUCCUCGACGUCGGCUGCGGACCGGGAACCAUCACCGUUGAUCUCGCCGCGCUGGUUCCGCAGGGGCACGUCACAGGCCUCGAACGGGCGGGCGAUGUGCUCGAAAAGGCGCGCGCCCUCGCCGCCGAACGGGGCAUCGCCAACAUCGAGUUCGUUGUCGGCGACGCCAACGCCCUCGACUUCCCCGAUGAUAGCUUCGACGUCGUCUUCUGUCACCAGGUGCUGCAGCACGUCAAGGACCCCGUCGGCAUCCUGCGGGAGAUGCGUCGCGUCGCCAAGACAGGCGGCAUCGUCGCCGCCCGCGAGUCCGAUUACGGCGCUUUCUCAUGGUUCCCCAAUAUUGAUGGCAUGGAGGACUGGCGCGCCCUGUACCGCCGCGUGGCGGCUGCCAACGGCGGCGAGCCCGACGCGGGACGCAUGGUGCACGCCUGGGCUCGCCACGCCGGCUUCGCGCCGGCCGACGUAACCGCCAGCUCCACCAGCUGGUGCUACAGCACCCCCGAGGAGAUUGUCUGGUGGAGUGGCCUGUGGGCGGAGCGAACGGUGGCCUCGGCGUUUGCCAAGACGGCCACGGAGGCCGGCGUGGCCACCGAAGACGAGCUCAAGAAGACUUCGGACGUGUGGAAGCGCUGGGGAGCUGAGGAGGAUGCGUGGUUUGCGGUGCCGAGCGGCGAGGUCAUAUGCCGCAAAAGAGCAGAGCCUUGA